Messenger RNA from Petromyzon marinus (sea lamprey), 4017 nucleotides. It is a transcript of the gene FLCN, whose product is annotated as folliculin. Gene Ontology annotation, biological process: negative regulation of transcription by RNA polymerase II; positive regulation of TORC1 signaling; positive regulation of transforming growth factor beta receptor signaling pathway. NCBI's taxonomy places the organism in Eukaryota, Metazoa, Chordata, Hyperoartia, Petromyzontiformes, Petromyzontidae. Gene Ontology annotation, cellular component: cytosol. The record is from RefSeq and is a predicted model, not a curated record. Gene Ontology annotation, molecular function: GTPase activator activity.
UAAAGGUACGGGGCGGGUGGGGGGGCGGUGUUAGAUCACGUGAUCCUGUGUUGUGUGGGGGCAUCGUUGGCGCGUGAUGGGCACAGCGACUUGAACCCCACGUCAUCUCCGACUCCAUCGGUUCGUUCGACCGUUCGUCGUCGUGAUCAGCGCCGGUCGGCAAAGAAACCCCAACCAGUGCUUCACAAUGAACGCCAUCGUGGCGCUGUGCCACUUUUGCGAGCUGCACGGGCCCCGCACGCUGUUCUGCACCCAGGCGCUGCACUCGGCGCACCCUGGGGGCGGCCCCGACUCGUGUGGCCUCCCAGGGCCGGCCAGAGGAGACCUUGGCCCGACGGGAGGAGAAGCGGCGGGAGCAGGAGGAGGAGGGGGCGAUGGUGGGACGCGCGUGAUGUCUCGCAGUGAAGCGGUCGACGCUCGAGAUUCGAUGGCGACGGCUGCGGCGGCUGGGUCUGGCUGCCACCUCGGCGGCGAUGGGGGCGACGGCCGCGUGGAGAUGGAGCGUGGGUUGGGGCUGGGUCGCGGCACGCGCCCGUCGAGCCUUUCCGAGUCGGACGCCGGUCUCAGUGCCAGCUACGGCCCGAUGACCUCGGAAAUGUGCGAGGGCUGCCGCUCGCUGGCCGCGGGCCACCCCGGCUUUGUGAGUCGCGACCGCGAGGCGAACAUCAGCUACGUGAGCCACCAGCACCCGGCGCGCUCCGAGGUCUUCAGCAUCGUUCGCCAGGCCUGCGUGCGCAGCCUCAGCUGCGAGGUGUGUCCGGGUCGCGAGGGCCCCAUCCUCUUUGGCGACGAGCAGCAGGGCUACGUGUUCAGCCACACGUUCUUCAUCAAGGACAGCCUGGCGCGCGGCUUCCAACGCUGGUACAGCUUCAUCGUGGUCACCAUGGACCGCAUCUACCUCAUCAACUCCUGGCCCUUCCUGCUCGCCAAGCUCAAGGCCUUCAUCGACGACCUGCAAAGCAAGGCCAUGAGGGUGUUUGACUCGGAGCAGGCCGAAUGUCCCCAGCGAGCGCUGCGCAUCAACACGGCGUUCACGCCGGGCUCCUACCUCCACCAGCGCAACGGCAGCGCCGCACGCUCCCUCCUCUCCCUCACCGCCGAUGAAGACCUCUGGGCUCAUCUGCACACAUCCUUUGCCUGGCUACUGAAGGCUUGUGGGAGCCGUCUUACUGAGAAGCUUCUGGAGGGCGCCCCCACGGAGGACACCCUUGUGGAGAUGGAGCAACGUGCCGAACGCGAAGAGGAGGCGCGGCUGAGGCAGGACGCGGCUUCCGGUUCGGAAGGAGCCGAGUCGACUUCGCCGCCCGCUCCCGCCGACGGCGCCGACGGCGCCUCGCAGUCCGCGGUGGGGGACGGAGGAGCGUGGGGGAGCAGCGGAGGGAGAGAGACGUGGUGCGACGCGCCCGUAUUCCACUCCCUGCGCCACCUGCGCCAGGUGUUGGGGCCGGCAUGGUUCCGUGUGCUGGCGUGGCACGUGCUCAUGGGGAACCAGGUGGUGUGGCAGGCCGACGACAGAAGAAUGAUGCAAUCGGCCUUCGACGUGCUCAAGACGAUGCUGCCUGUGGGCUGUGUGCGGAUCAUUGCGCACAGCGAGGAGUACAAGGAAUCCUACCACUGCAACUUCCUAGGUCUCCUUCCAGGAGUGGCGCUGCCUCCUCACGUGGCCGUCUCCGAGUUCUACGUGCUGGUGGAGGCGCGCGGCCCCGCGCUACGGCGCGUUUACCCCGACCUCUCGGCGCUGGAGCACGACCCCCUCCUCAAGUACGAGUUCUCGCUCAGCUCCGGAUCGCCCGCCACCUCCGACAGAGGCCCCACGAUACUCAACCGACUGGAGGCGGCGCUGGCCAACGAGAGCCUCUCUCUCUCCGUGGUGGAGCAGUGUGUGCAGUGUCUCAAGGAGGAGUGGAUGAACAAGGUGAAGGUGCUGUUCAAGUUCACCAAGGUGGAGAACCGCUCGCGCGAGGACACGCACCGCCUGCUCGCCGUGCUGGGGGCGGCCGACGAGGACAACGUGAAGCUGCUCAAGUUCUGGAUGACGGGCCUCAGCUCCGCCUACCGCUGCCACCUCCGCUCCGCCGUGCGCGUGGGCGGCACCGCCUGCACGUGACGGCCCGCGCACAGUGCUGACGAUGCUGACGAUGGCUGAUGAUGAUGGUGGCGGUGACGAAGAUGGCUCUGCUGUGCCGUCGUGGAGAUUUUGGAACUCGGCUAAUAAGUGGGGGUGGGGGGGAGGGUUUCGUGUAAUGCUUGUGGAAGGGGGUGGGGGCGCGGCACCACCCCAUCCGGCUCAUGACUGCUGGCGAUAGCGAUGAUGACUCUGCGAUUUUCCCAAUCGUCGUCGGCCUUCGUCAGUGCACGGCUGCGCGAGGGCCUGUCCAGGUCAUCGCCACCUCUCGCGAUCGUGUCGAUUUAACGAUUCGCCCGGGAAACUGCGCGCGACAGCUAAUUUCGUCGCUCCGUCCCCUGGGUGGACGUUCUCUCUCGGUUACGUUCCAUUCCUUGGCCCGCCACUCCAUCGUUGGUCUUGACCGCUGCCACCAUCCCUUCUGGGUCAUGACGUGUCCUGCCCGAGCGUUUGAAUGACCUUCAUUUACCGGCGUCUGCUCUCCGAUCCCCUUCCUUUCCUUUGUGCACUUUUCAGUGUUUUGUUCCGUUUUGUCAAUGACCUACGUUGUUGACACUUGUAGCGCGGAUCUCCUUUGAGACGGAUGAAACUGUGACGUCGGAGGCCUGCUGUCAGUUCCGUGACUGCUGCGGGGAAAUGGCGUUGGCGAAGUCGAACAACGUUGCACCUCGAUGUUCCGUUUCACUUGUUAACUGGAGCACGUACCCAGUCACGGUCGGAGCUGCGAACUGAAUUAUGGUGGAAGGGUUCGGUAUCGGGGAGGUACUUGCAGAGGGACACUGCCAUUCGUUUUAUGGGGGGCAUUGACCCCAUCCCCCCGCCGCCGCCCCCCCCCCCCUGCCAAGGCCUCUCAAAGAAUCACCACUGGGUGGCGGUGGAGCUGUAUCCUAGCUGUGGCUGAGAUCUUGACAACCACAGUAGUGAUGCAGAAUGCUAAUGGGCCCACCUUGGUUGGGUGCCACGGUGGCGAGCUGUCAACGCCCUCGCCCGGUAUACAGGAGGUCGUGGGUUCGAUCGCGUCCCUGAUGCCUGCUGUUUAUUUGGAGUUUGCGUGUUGUUCCCGUGGUCGUGUGGAUUUUUCUCCGGGUCCUGUUUUUCCCUCCACAUUUAGAAUCGACAUGCUUUUAAGAGUAUUUGGCUGCUGUAAAUUUCCACGUGAUGAGCCGCUUUGUUGCGCUAUCAUUAGUGGCCAGUUCACUUUUGAACAAGAGCUAUUUAGCUCAGUGGGCCUUACCUGCUAAAAUAAAAAAUAGUUACAAAAAUGGUGUAUAGUUUGCCGUGUUGCUGGGACGGGGGAUUCAUAAUCGCCGUGCCUUGGCCACUCGGCCAGCACCGCUGAAAUGCUGCUUUGGAAAUCUGCGUUUCAGCCGCCCACGAUUAAACCGGGUGAUCGAGUGCAGCGGCUCGAUGGCCUUGGCCAAAGUCGACAAUGCACAGGAAACAAGCAAGUUUAACUUUGGUUCCGCACUUAAUUUGACGAUGUUCUAGCUCUUUGAGGAUUAAAAUGUUGGGUUUACUCGCCCAAGGAACGUUACUUUCGUGUGGCGGAACGAGGUGGGAAAGUGCUGCCCCCUCUCCCCACCACCACCACCCCUAUCGUGCGAAAUGUAAUUUCGGAGAAUGACCGUCGGUCUUAAUUGACGUGCGGUGUGAGUGACGUGUGACGUGCGCACUUCGCAGGGCGUGUAAACACCCGCGCCCCUGGUGUGGCCAAAGAUGUUUUGUUGACGGAGCUACUUGGGUUCUAGUUCUGUGAUGUCACCUUCGCCGGGUUUGUUCUGUGACAUGGAGUGAUGCACUUGCCACCGCGUGAGUGUUCCGAAGCGGUAAUGUAUUCCGUCUCGGCACAAUUUUAAAUGUAAUUGUAAUUAAAUGACACCUUGAACACACAA